AUGGCCCAGCAUACCGACAUCGCACGUUCAGCAAUCAUGACCUCCGCCGCGCAUCCCGACUUGUCUCAGCAUCGGAACGGGGCCUCGUCUUCCAACGGCACUGUCAGGCCCGGUCCCGGCAAGGACUCGACUCUUAUGCCUCCCGCGAAGACUCUGGUCGGACGAGCGCUAGGCAACGAGCUGCAUGCCGACGCCCACAGGGCCUCCAAGGACGGUGUCGGCUGUGCCCUAAGUGACACUCCGAUUUCUACCGCUCCUUCGUCUCCACAUCACGCCGAAAACACUCAACCCUCAACCCCCGGCCGCGUUCGUGCCACCACCCUUGAUAUUCCGGGUCUCACCAAAUCCAAAGUCUCUCCCGACGGUCGCAUUGCCCAGCGAGAUGUCGGUGCGAAACUGGUCAUCGUCAUGGUUGGCCUCCCCGCGCGGGGUAAGAGUUACGUGACCAAGAAGCUCGCUCGCUACCUGAAUUGGCUCCAACACGACACCGAGAUCUUCAACGUGGGAGAACGCCGGCGUGUGGCCGCCGGUAAAUCGCCCUCCCCGAUAGGGCGACACAGAGACCACCGCACUAGCUCCAUCCACAAGGACCUGAAUACCUUGCCGCCUCCGGCCGUCCCUUCGAAGAUCCUCAUCAACGGCCAAGAGGAAGAGCCCUCCGGCCUCUCGAACGGCAGCUCCAUCAUCCCGGCCGAGCUCGCUGGCCCGCAAGACCAGUUGGCCAUGAAAGAGGCGUCGCCGGAACCCUUGGACCAGUCCGCAAGUUUCUUCGACCCCCAAAAUCAGCAUGCCGUCAAGCUGAGAGAGCAAGUGGCCCUGGACACCCUGGAUGAGCUGCUGAACUAUAUCUUGGACGAUGGUGGCAGCGUUGGAAUCCUCGACGCCACGAACAGCACCAUGGAGCGCCGCAAGGCCAUCGUCGACCACAUUCGCCAGCGUGCUGGACCCGAGCUCGGUAUCUUGUUCCUGGAAAGUAGCUGUGUCGACCAAGAAUUGCUCGAAGCCAACAUGCGCCUGAAGCUCUCUGGCCCCGACUACAAGGAGCAGAACCCCGUGAAGGCGCUGGAGGACUUCAAGAAGCGUGUCGCCCUGUAUGAGCGGUCAUAUGUCCCGCUGGGCGACUACGAGGAAAAGAACGGGAUGGCCUACAUUCAGAUGAUCGACGUUGGCCGCAAGAUGGUAUCCCACCAGACCCAUGGUUUCCUCUCGUCGCAGGUGGUUUACUAUCUCCUCAACUUCAACCUGUCCCCGCGCCAAAUCUGGAUUACGAGACACGGCGAGAGCAAAGACAACCAGGCCGGGCGCAUCGGAGGUGACUCGGAACUCAGUGAGAACGGUCACCGGUACGGCAAGGCGCUGGCCAAGUUCAUCGAUCACCAACGCAAGCAGUGGGAGACCGUGCAGAGGCAGAAGGAGAUCAUGGGACAAUUCCCGCCACGGGCCGGAGAUAGCACUCCUCCCAACCCGUCGUACAUCCCCAGGGAUCGGCCUCGCAACUACUGCGUGUGGUCUUCCAUGAUGCAGCGUUCGGUGCAGACCGUCGACUAUUUCAACGAAGACGAUUACGAUGUUAAGCAGAUGAAGAUGCUGGACGAACUGUACGCCGGCAUGAUGGAAGGCAUGACGUACGAUGAAAUCCGAGAGAAGUUCCCAGACGAGUACGCCGCUCGCCGCAAGGAGAAGCUGUACUACCGGUACCCCGGACCUGGCGGAGAAGGGUAUCUAGACGUGAUCAACCGACUCCGCGCGGUGAUCAUUGAGGUGGAGCGAAUGACCGACCACGUCUGCCUGGUGACCCAUCGAUCCGUGGCUCGUGUCCUGCUGGCGUACUUUAUGGGUCUGAAGCGCGACGAAGUGGCCGGGCUGGAUGUGCCGCUGGGCAUGCUGUACAUGCUGGAACCUAAGCCGUACGGCGUUGACUUCAAGGCCUACCGAUACAACCCAACCACCGAUUGGUUUGAUCACAUUCCCGACUUCGCGUUGUGUCAAGCAACUGCUCAUUAA
Messenger RNA from Aspergillus steynii IBT 23096, 2004 nucleotides. RefSeq names its product 6-phosphofructo-2-kinase PFK26. Lineage: Eukaryota; Fungi; Ascomycota; Eurotiomycetes; Eurotiales; Aspergillaceae. The record is from RefSeq and is a predicted model, not a curated record. Gene Ontology annotation, biological process: fructose 2,6-bisphosphate metabolic process; fructose metabolic process. Gene Ontology annotation, molecular function: ATP binding; 6-phosphofructo-2-kinase activity. Gene Ontology annotation, cellular component: cytosol. The transcript has 3 exons. The coding region runs from base 1 to 2004 and encodes 667 amino acids.